UCCACCUCCACGUCCACGUCCACGUCCACGUCCACGUCCACGUCCACCUCCAUCUCUCAGCCUUCACCUUUCACCUAGAACCCGUCAUUGGACUGCUUAAUUCCAUUUGCCUUGUCAUUGUUUCCAUCUAUCCACCAUUGACUUGGCUUCCCUAUUCUACCCCCUUCCACUCCUCUCCUCUCCUUUCGUGACCUCGCUCUGCCUCUGCCUCCGCCUCUGCCUCCCUCCCCCUCUCCCUCUCCCUCUCAUCCUCUCGCCCUCUGACCAUGCCUACGUCGGUCAAGUGUCCAAUAUGUGGAAACUUUGUCACUCACCAACGCAUCAAUGACCAUCUCGACUCAAAAUGCGUCGAGUUCGUCCUUGGCACCUCCCACAACGCCGCUAACCUAAGCUCGUCUCCUCCACCCCCUUCAACUCCAGCCAACGGAUCCUCCGAUAAGCCGAGCGUCAUGUUCUUCUCACAGCAACCGAAACGGUCUGCCGCGACCUUUUUCCAGACGCCAGCAGCCAAGAGGCAAGCGACCGUCUCCAAGGUCUCCCCCACCGUUCCCACUUCCAACUCGACCAAUCCUCAAGGGCACCAGGCCACCGGGAAAAGCAACAGCCAACCGUCGAAUUCCACAGCAAACACCACCGCCGCCGCCUCCUCCUCCUCCUCCUCCAUCCUUUCCAGAAAGCGCACCUUCGACCAGGGGCCAGGGCGCGACCUCGUAGAAUCGUCAGGAGCGGAACACGAACACCUUAGAGAUGCCAGUAGCGCAGCCCUAGAUGUACAACCGACUUCGAAACGCACCAAGACAGCCCGCGCCGCUCCGUUAGCCGACCGCAUGCGCCCCCAGACUCUUGACGACGUACAUGGUCAGGAACUUGUCGGUCCUCACGGCGUCCUCCGCGCCUUGAUCGAGUCGGAUCGCGUGCCGUCCAUGAUUCUCUGGGGUGGCUCCGGCACUGGUAAAACCACCAUUGCCCGGUGUAUCGCCGGUCGCGUGGGCAGCCGCUUUGUCGAACUCAACGCUACCUCUACAGGUGUGGCCGAAUGCAAGAAGCUCUUCCAGGAAGCCUCCAACGAGCUGGCCCUGACCGGCCGCAAGACCAUCAUUUUCUGCGACGAGAUCCACCGCUUCUCGCGGUCCCAGCAGGACGUCUUUCUCCGCCCUGUCGAGGCCGGCACCAUCACCCUUAUCGGCGCCACCACCGAGAAUCCGUCUUUCAAGGUCGGCGCCGCCCUCCUCUCCCGCUGCCGCACCUUCACCCUGCGCAAGCUGGACGAGGACGACCUGGUCGCCAUCCUCCGCCGCACCGUCGCCGCCGAAGAGGCCGUCGGCCACUACCGCCCGUCCCCCCUCGUCGACGACGCCCUCUUGCGCUACCUGGCCGCCUUUGCCGACGGCGAUGCCCGCACCGCCCUCAACCUCCUCGAGCUGGCCCUCUCCCUCACCGCCCGCCCGGGCAUCACCCAGGACGAGCUCAAAGCCGCCCUGACCAAGACGCUCGUCUACGACCGCGCCGGCGACCAGCACUACGACACCAUCUCGGCCUUCCACAAGUCCGUCCGCGGCUCCGACCCGGACGCCGCCCUCUACUACCUCGCCCGCAUGCUCCAGUCGGGCGAGGACCCCCUCUUCAUCGCCCGCCGCAUGGUCGUCAUCGCCUCCGAGGACGUCGGCCUCGCCGACUCGUCCCUCCUCCCGCUCGCCACCGCCGCCUACACCGCCACCCAGCAGCUCGGCAUGCCCGAGGCCCGCAUCCCCCUCGCCCACGCCUGCGUCGCCCUCUGCCUCGCCCCCAAGAGCACCCGCGCCUACCGCGCCCUCAACGCUGCCUUUGACGCCCUGCGCGAGCCCGGCGUCGCCUCCCUCCCCGUGCCCCUCCACCUCCGCAACGCCCCGACCCGCCUCCUCCGCGAGAUGGGCUGCGGCGCCGACUACAAGUACCCGCCCAACUACCGCGACGGUCGCGUCCGUCAAGAGUACCUGCCCGAGGGCAUGGUCGGCCGUCGCUUCCUCGAGGACCGCCACCUUGGUACCGAGGUUGAUCCCGACUUGGAGAUGCAGGAUGCUUGACCUGUGGCGAUACGAUACGAUGCAUACAUACAUACCCCCGUACCUACAACAGGAAAGCAAAAGGAAAUAUAUACCGAAGCGGCGGGGCAUAACUAACAGGAGUCAAAAGUCGGGCCAUGGACAUACAUCCUGCGCUUGUACAAAACAUGUCAUUUAAGAAGAACAUUACACCAUCCCGGAGCAAAAAGACAUCCAGGAUGUAUGCAGUGGGAACCCAUAAUAACGCGACGGGAAAAG
Molecule: messenger RNA, 2300 nt
Organism: Sodiomyces alkalinus F11
Lineage: Eukaryota; Fungi; Ascomycota; Sordariomycetes; Glomerellales; Plectosphaerellaceae
Product: P-loop containing nucleoside triphosphate hydrolase protein
Exons: 2
Coding region: 267-2063 (598 amino acids)
Biological process (GO): regulation of DNA repair; DNA-templated DNA replication; DNA repair
Cellular component (GO): nucleus
Molecular function (GO): ATP hydrolysis activity; single-stranded DNA helicase activity; ATP binding
Source: RefSeq, a predicted model, not a curated record